This is a messenger RNA of Exophiala bonariae, 7359 nucleotides long. RefSeq lists its product as uncharacterized. Bases 1 to 7359 code for a protein of 2452 amino acids. Gene Ontology annotation, cellular component: fungal-type cell wall. Gene Ontology annotation, molecular function: alpha-1,3-glucan synthase activity. The transcript is spliced from 3 exons. Gene Ontology annotation, biological process: fungal-type cell wall (1->3)-alpha-glucan biosynthetic process. The record is from RefSeq and is a predicted model, not a curated record. NCBI's taxonomy places the organism in Eukaryota, Fungi, Ascomycota, Eurotiomycetes, Chaetothyriales, Herpotrichiellaceae.
AUGUCGAGCCUUAUACUGUUUCUUUACGUUUUCUUUUUCACAAUUUGCAGCGCUUUCCGAUACGAUGAGGCCUAUGUGCAAUAUAAUCUUAACGAGAACAAGACCGCUACCGAUCCGCUCGACUACUGGGGCGAGUGGACCGGCCACACAUACACACCUUCCCCAGAGAACUGGAGAUUCCCUUGGUAUACCUUGUUCUUAGACAGAUUUGUCAAUGGGGAUCCUUCCAAUGAUAAUAUCAAUGGCACCAGCUUCGAACAUGACACCAAUUCAAACCAGAUGCGACAUGGUGGCGAUCUCCAAGGUUUGGUGGACACAUUAGAUUACUUACAGGGCAUGGGCGGCUUGUAUAUCGCAGGGUCACCCUUCAUCAAUAGUCCUUGGGGCUAUGACCAGUACUCCCCUCUUGACCUCUCUAUCCUCGACCAACAUUUCGGUAAUAUCCAGAUGUGGAGAACGGCAAUCGAGGAGAUACAUGCGAGAAGUAUGUAUGUUGUCUUGGAUAACACAUUCGCGACACUCGGAGAUCUCAUCGGAUUCAAUGGUUACCUUAACGCCACCACCCCUUUCAGCCUUGAUGAACAUCAGGUUCAAUGGAAAACAAAUCGUCAAUACUACGACUUCGAGAUUGGCAACAACUAUAACAAGACGUGCCAGUAUCCCAAGUUCUGGCUCGAAACAGGAUACCCAGUCGACGAAGAAACAACAAAAGCAAUGGUCGGCUGCUAUGACAGUGACUUCGAUCAGUAUGGAGACACAGAAGCGUUUGGUGUUUUCCCUGACUGGCGUCGUCAACUAUCAAAGUUUGCAUCCGUGCAGGAUCGUCUACGUGAAUGGCACGAGCCUGUGCGACGCAAGCUGGAGAACUUUUACUGCAUGUUGAUUGCCCAGCUUGACAUCGAUGGCUAUCGAUAUGACAAGGCUACACAAAGUACUGUUGAAGCCAUGGGUUUCAUGAAUGAAGCGAUGCGUCAAUGUGCUGCGCGUCAUGGCAAAGACAACUUCUUCCUACCUGGAGAAAUUACUGGUGGUAAUGUUUUCGGAAGUCUUUUCAUUGGCCGUGGUCGACAACCUGACAUGCUUCCGGAUAAUCUAACUGCGGCGGUUACCAUGACCAACAAUUCUGAUGACAAGUAUUUCCUACGAGCCCCAGAACAUGGAGGUCUUGAUUCUGGCGCCUUUCACUAUACAGUCUAUCGCACACUCACUCGUUUCCUUGGUAUGGACGGCAAUCUUGAAGCAGGAUACGAUGCACCACCCAACUGGGUAGAUAUGUGGAACGAUUUCAUGUUGACCAAUGACUUCGUCAAUCCCAACACUGGCAAAUUUGAUCCUCGACAUAUGUUUGGAGUCACGAAUCAGGAUGUCUUUCGCUGGCCUGCGAUCACAAACGGUGUUCAGCGCCAGCUAUUGGGACAUUUUGUGACAACCAUCGAACUUCCUGGAGCCCCGCUCCUUCUAUGGGGUGAGGAACAGGCCUUCUAUGUCCUUGAUAAUACUGCCUCCAACUACAUUUUUGGUCGGCAGGCUAUGUCCUCAGCUACUGCCUGGCAAACGCAUGGUUGCUAUAACCUCGAUUCAACGCAGUAUUACCGAAUGCCGCUUAAUGCAGCUCGUCGUGGAUGUCACGACGAUACCGUGUCAUUCGACCAUAGAGACCCGUCACACCCAGUUCGCAACAUCAUCCACCACAUGAACCAGCUUCGAGACCAAUUUCCAGUUCUUCAAGAUGGUUUCUUCCUCCAACAGUUGUCGAAUCAAACACAGCAAGUCCAAUAUCCUGGCUCUGGCAAAGUCACUACAGAAACUGGCAUGUGGUCAGUCCUUCGAUCCGGCUUUCCUGGACACCAAGACCUCAGUGGCACUGGGGCGGGGAACCUGCCAAUCUGGUUGUUAUAUUCCAACACCAACGAUUCACGAACAUGGGAAUUCGAUUGCAACAAUAACGACACUGCUCUGAACACCACAAGCUUAAUCUCUCCCUUUGACGCCGGGACUACUGUUAAGAAUCUUUUUCAUCCAUACGAUGAGCACACAUUACUCGAAAGCGUCCAUUCGUUGGGCAUCAAUGGAAGUGAGUUAUCAAAUGGCUGUCUGGCAAAGCUAGAUAUGGAAGCAUACGAUUAUCGUGCAUAUGUGCCUAUCGAUCAAUGGGUUGGUCCAAAACCCAUGAUUACCAAAUUCAGCCCUGGUCAUGACGUCCGAAUACAGUCUACUGUUGGCGCCAACGAGACUGAAUCCGUCGAGAUUGAGUUGCGCUUCUCUGUUGAAAUGAGCUGUGACAGUGUCACAAACAGCAUUGUGCUCAAUUCCACCACCGAGUCUGGAAUCAUCCCUGAAAUUGAUACUGACAGUGUCAGCUGCAAUGUUAUGAGCAACCCUGAAACUCCUGACUAUGUGGGUGCAAUAUCAUCAACUUGGUCAUGGUCCGCUCGCCUGAAUGGAGUGGCCAAUGGUAUUCACGCAAUAAUCGUCCGAAACGCGACCAGCGAAGGAGGUGACCAACAUACCAAUGCCGUGGACAAAUUCUUGUUCAGAAUCGGUCAGCUUGACAAUCCCAUAGUCUUCACUAAGAGUGCGAACUAUUCGUCUACACUUCUCACCAAGACUGAUUCCGGUUCCUUGGUGCUUUCUCACUCUGCUGCUGGUGCAGACCAAUGGCGAUACUCAACCAACUGGGGUUCCUCUUUCUCAGACUGGCAACCAUACAAGGGUGGGCAGACGGAGAUCAAAGAACAACCUUGGUCUGGUACUAAGCUUCAGAAGUGGAAAGGCACUCAUGUACGCGUCGAAUACUUCAGUCGUUUCGCUGGCAGUAGUGACCACAUUCAACAAGCUGAUCUAGAUGGUCAUACACCAAGACGCUUUCCUCACCUAUUCCUUAACGGACCAUACAAUCAAUAUGGAUUUGACGCAGGUCUAGACAACGAAAUGAAAUUGACGGAUAAUUCGACGUGGGAGCAUCAUUUCAUGACUGAAUGGAGCCUCAAAGGAACUUUGGCGCAGAUAAAUGUUUGGGGAGUCAACCCUGAUGGCCAGCCCGAUCAAACAUAUGUACUUGGCGAUGCAGAUGGAGAUUCCGUUCUCGAUCGGCUUCCACCAUCUUCCCUUUCCUCAGUGGUACUCAACAUCACCCAGCCCCCACCAAAACCUCAUUUGGGCUGGAGAAUCGUCAUCAAUGACGGUACCAUGCGAUUUGCUCUUCAACCUUCGGGAAGCAUGUACAACCAGAUGAUUCUGUACAUACUCUUGUGGGUUGUUCCGGUUUUCUUGGCUGCCGUUGCUGUCUGGGCAUUCAUGCAGUCCUUCUACAGCGUCAAGUUCAACGAGAUCGGAAUAUCAGAGAAGGCAAACUUGAUCCCUGAAAUAUUCAAGAAACAAUUCAAGCGACAUGACGAAGAGGCAGGUUCUGGAAUCAUGGCCAAAUUUACCCGCAAACAGAAGUUCCUGCAAUCCACCGACCUUGUAAUCAAUCAAGAAAGACGUCGGACGGUACUAAUUGCCACAAUGGAAUAUGAUAUCGAAGACUGGCAAAUCAAGAUCAAGAUCGGCGGACUGGGCGUCAUGGCUCAAUUGAUGGGCAAGAACCUUGGACACCAAGAUCUCAUCUGGGUGGUGCCUUGUGUCGGAGGUGUCGACUACCCCGAGGACAACAGAGCUGAUCCCAUGACUGUCACGAUUCUGGGUAAGCCCUAUGAGGUGCAAGUUCAGUACCAUGUGCUGCGAAAUAUCACCUAUGUUCUCCUGGACGCACCCGUGUUCCGAGAGCAGACAAAGAGCGAGCCAUACCCACCGAGAAUGGACGACUUGUCGUCUGCAAUCUAUUAUUCUGCUUGGAACCAGUGCAUCGCUCAGGCUAUCAACAGAUUCCCCGUGGAUCUCUAUCAUAUCAACGACUAUCACGGCUCAAUUGCACCACUAUAUCUUCUUCCUCGAACGAUUCCCGCAUGUCUUUCUCUUCACAAUGCUGAGUUCCAGGGUCUGUGGCCCAUGCGUACCAAGCGUGAGCGUGAGGAGGUCUGUUCUGUUUUCAACCUUUCUUCCGAGCUUGUUCAACGUUACGUCCAAUUCGGAGAGGUUUUCAAUCUUUUACACGCAGGUGCUUCAUACCUUCGAGUCCAUCAACAGGGCUUUGGUGCUGUUGGUGUAUCCAAGAAGUAUGGUAAGCGAUCUUAUGCUCGGUAUCCCAUUUUCUGGGGUCUCAAGAAGGUCGGUAAGCUACCGAAUCCCGAUCCUUCUGACACCGGUGAAUGGGACAAGAAGCUUCCAAAACAGGAAGACAUCCAUGUUGAUCCUGUCUUUGAAGCUGCUCGUCCAGAAUUAAAGAGACAGGCACAGGAAUGGGCCGGGCUUGAACAGAAUCCAAAAGCUGAAUUGUUCGUCUUCGUUGGCCGCUGGUCCAUGCAAAAGGGUAUUGACCUGAUUGCGGAUGUCUUCCCAUCAGUUCUCGAGUCAAAUCCAAAUGCUCAGUUGAUUACUAUCGGACCUGUGAUCGAUCUGUACGGCAAGUUCGCAGCCAUGAAGUUGGACAAAAUGAUGAAAAUUUAUCCUGGAAGAGUCUUCUCCAAGCCUGUUUUCACAGCGCUUCCGCCAUUCAUCUUUUCUGGCGCCGAGUUUGCUUUGAUUCCCUCUAGAGAUGAGCCUUUCGGCUUGGUGGCUGUCGAGUUCGGUCGCAAGGGAGCUCUUGGGGUUGGUGCCAGAGUCGGUGGAUUAGGUCAAAUGCCAGGAUGGUGGUACACUGUUGAGAGUGUUUCCACGGUACAUCUGAUCCACCAAUUUAAGCAAGCGAUUGAGGAAGCUUUGAGUUCCAAGACGGAAGUUCGUGCUUUGAUGAGAGCUCGGAGUAGCUUACAAAGAUUUCCAGUCGCGAGUUGGGUUGAGGACCUUGAAGUUCUGCAGUCUACAGCCGUCAAAAUUCACGACAAAGUCGAAGCAUCGAAAAGGAAUAUGGCAACAGGGGACAUGAUACGACCAAUUUCUGGUGCGACUACCCCCGCCAUGUCUGGUUCCGCUACCCCAUCAGGUCUGCAGACCCCCGUCUUUGGGCAUUCCAGACUUUCAAGCCAUGCAGGCUUGUCUUCACUUGCGGCACGGCUCAAGAACAUCGGCCACAGUCGAGAACAAAGCCACGAUGAACAGUCCCACACGCCCAGGGACUCUUCCAAGUUGUCGAAGGGACUUUCAAGGUCGGCCUCCCUUGGUUCCCGGAGAGGGCCGGGCCAUGUUAUCGUCCAUGAUCAACACGAUGGUGAUGAGUCAGGUUUGCCAACUGUCCUGUCUCCAGUGCCUGAUGUGGAGGGUGAUGACAGUGGACUUGGUACCGCUGUGAUGAGGUACGGCGAUGAGGGAGAUCAUGCCUCUGAUCCAGAAGAUAGUGAUUUUGAUGAAGAUGACCACAUUACUAUGCCAACACGAACUCGGGGUCGUUAUGAACGCGUGCCAGCGGAUGGUGACGGGUCACAAUCACCACCUUUGGACGGGGCAUUUGGCUACUCGAGGACUCCUGGUCUUGAACUGACCCAAUUCCCCAAACAGAGGCCUGGUAUCAGUCCUUAUACUGGUCACUCAACUCCCCCAACCCCUCACCUUGGACCAGAAUCCGGCCUUCUUGCUCCUCCUCGAGCUUUUGGAGACGGAAGUAAUCGAAUCUCCUCCACCCCCUCGAUGCUUUCAAUCAGUUCGAUUGUAGGGGAGAAGACCGACUUCAAGCUGCAAAAAGUCGAUCCCUUUUUUACAGACACCAGUGGCGAGUUUUCGAGAGCAUUCGAAAAGAAACUAGAGACUCUCAAUGGCGGCAACUCUGAAUCCACCACAUGUAUUGAAGAGUUCCUCGUCAAGUCUGAGAAGACCUGGUUCACCAGUUUCCGUGAUGCCAAACUGGGCCGACAUCAUUACACACCAAGCGCUCAGCAAUCGCGUGUGACCUCCGCAGCACCCUCAAUUUUUGGUGAACAAAGCGAGCAUGACAGCGAGGGACACGAAAGUGACCAAAACAACCUAGGAGAUGAAUUCUUGCUCGGCAAAGACUAUGUGCCUCCAACCGGUGUGAGAAAAUGGAUGCAGUUGCGGAUUGGAGACUGGCCAGUCUAUGCCUUCUUCAUGGCAUUUGGUCAGAUCAUCGCAGCGAACUCGUAUCAAAUCACUCUAUUGACCGGAGAAGUGGGUCAAUCAGCAGAAAAACUGUAUGUGGUUGCAUCCAUCUAUCUGGCCACCUCAAUCUGCUGGUGGAUUCUCUUCCGACGCUUUAGCUCAGUUCUUUGCCUGUCACUACCAUUUUUCUUCUACGGUAUGGCUUUUAUCCUUAUUGGAUUGGCUCACUAUGCCUCGACUGUCAGUGGGAGAGGAUGGGUUCAGAACGUUGGGACUGCGUUCUACGCAAUGGCUUCCUCGUCUGGUUCGAUCUUCUUCGCGCUGAACUUUGGUGACGAGGGAGGUGCCCAAGUCAAAGCCUGGGUCUUCCGUGCUUGUGUGAUCCAGGGCACUCAACAAGUCUACGUCGUGGCUCUUUGGUAUUGGGGUUCGUACCUCAACAAGACCCAGACCAAUAGUCUACUAGCUACAUCUGACCCGAUCACGAACUCAUGGAAGAUUACCGCCAUCACAUUGCCCAUCGCAUGCCUCUUGUGGGCAGUCGGCCUUCUCAUGUGGUUUGGUCUGCCUACCUACUAUCGACAGGCACCUGGAAAAAUGCCCAGCUUCUACACCAGUCUCGGCCGACGUAAGAUUGUACUUUGGUUCUUCGCUACCGUCCUGAUCCAGAACUUCUUCCUCUCAGCCCCUUAUGGUCGCAAUUGGUCGUUCCUUUGGAGUAGUCCCCACACAUCUACUUGGCAAGUUGUCAUCCUCGUGGCGGUGUUCUUUAUCGGUGUCUGGGCUGGUAUCCUGUGGAUUUUGGGAAUGUUAUCCAAGUCUCACAGCUGGAUCCUUCCUCUCUUCGCCAUCGGUCUCGGUGCGCCUCGUUGGGCUCAAAUCUGGUGGGGAACCAGCAAUAUUGGACUUUACCUUCCUUGGGCCGGUAGUUAUACGACAGGAGCACUACUCUCGCGCGCUCUAUGGCUGUGGCUCGGCACAUUAGAUGCACUACAAGGUGUCGGCUUAGGCAUGAUACUCCUUGCUACACUAACCCGAGUACACGUUGCUUUCACUCUCAUCAUGGCCCAAGUUCUGGGUUCGGUGGCCACGAUAGUCGCUCGAGCAUGUGCACCAAACAAUAUCGGCCCAGGACCUAUCAGUCCAGACAUCAGCACCGGUUUCGCAAGUAUCUUCACUGCGUGGUUUUGGGUCGGCCUCAUUGCCAACUUGAGCAUCUGCGUGGGUUAUUUCAUGUUUUACCGCAAAGAACAGCUUAGCAAGCCUUGA